Molecule: messenger RNA, 4068 nt
Organism: Otolemur garnettii (small-eared galago)
Lineage: Eukaryota; Metazoa; Chordata; Mammalia; Primates; Galagidae
Gene: AOX1
Product: aldehyde oxidase 1
Exons: 35
Coding region: 2-4015 (1337 amino acids)
Molecular function (GO): iron ion binding; molybdopterin cofactor binding; oxidoreductase activity
Source: RefSeq, marked validated
CAUGGAGCCGGGGCCCGCGCUGCUCUUCUACGUGAACGGCCGCAAGGUGACAGAAAGAAAUGUUGAUCCUGAAAUAAUGCUGUUGCCGUACUUGAGGAAGAAGCUUCAACUCACAGGAACUAAGUAUGGCUGUGGAGGGGGAGGCUGUGGUGCCUGUACGGUGAUGAUAUCACGAUACAGCCCCACUACCAAGAAGAUAAGACAUUACCCAGCCAAUGCCUGCCUGAUCCCCAUCUGUUCUCUGUAUGGUGCUGCCGUCACCACAGUAGAAGGCAUAGGAAGCACCAAGACCAGAAUCCAUCCUGUCCAGGAGAGGAUCGCCAAGUGUCAUGGUACCCAGUGUGGAUUCUGUACCCCUGGGAUGGUGAUGUCCAUCUACACACUGCUCAGGAACCAUCCAGAGCCCACUCUGGAUCAGUUAACUGAUGCUCUUGGUGGUAACCUGUGCCGGUGCACUGGCUACAGGCCCAUAAUUGAUGCCUGCAAGACUUUCUGUAAAUCUUCUGGCUGCUGUCAAAGUAAAGAAAAUGGGAUUUGCUCUUUGGAUCAAGGAAUAAAUGGAUUACCAGAAUAUAAGGAAGAAAAUAAGACAAGUCCAAAACUAUUCUCAGAAGAGGAGUUCCUGCCGCUGGAUCCAACCCAGGAGCUGAUAUUUCCUCCUGAGCUCAUGAUAAUGGCUGAGAAUCAACCACAAAGCACCCGGGUUUUCCGUGGUGACAGAAUGACAUGGAUUUCUCCAGUAACCCUGAAGGAACUUCUGGAAGCUAAAUUCAAGUAUCCCCAGGCCCCUGUUGUUAUGGGGAACACCUCUGUGGGGCCUGAAGUAAAAUUUAAAGGCGUCUUUCACCCAGUUGUAAUUUCUCCUGAUAGAAUUGAAGAACUGAGUGUUGUAAACCAUGCAGAUAAUGAGCUGACCCUGGGUGCUGGUCUUAGCCUGGCCCAGGUGAAGAACAUUCUGGCUGAUGUGGUCCAGAAGCUUCCAGAGGAGAAGACACAGAUAUACCGUGCUCUCUUGAAGCAUUUGGGAACUCUGGCUGGGUCCCAGAUUAGGAACAUGGCUUCUUUAGGGGGACACAUCAUAAGCAGACAUCUAGAUUCAGAUCUGAAUCCUCUCCUGGCUGUGGGUAACUGCACCCUGAACUUGCUAUCCAAAGAAGGAGAACGACAGAUUCCUUUAAAUGAGCAGUUUCUCAGCAAGAGCCCCAGUGCAGAUCUUAAGCCUCAAGAAAUCCUGCUCUCAGUGAACAUCCCCUACUCAAGGAAGUGGGAGUUUGUGUCAGCUUUCCGACAAGCCCAGAGGCACCAGAAUGCACUAGCAAUAGUCAAUUCAGGAAUGAGAGUCUUCCUUGGAGAAGGGGAUGGCAUCAUUAGAGAGUUAUCCAUUUUAUAUGGAGGUGUUGGCCCAACCACCAUUUGUGCCAGAAAUUCCUGCCAGAAGCUCAUCGGAAGGCCCUGGAAUGAAGAGAUGCUAGAUGCGGCGUGCAGGCUGGUUCUGGACGAAGUCUUGCUUCCAGGCUCAGCUCCAGGUGGGAAGGUUGAGUUCAAGAGGACUCUUAUCAUCAGCUUCCUCUUCAAGUUCUACCUGGAGGUGUCACAGACUUUGAAGCAGAUGGAUCCAGUUCACUAUCCUGGCCUUGCAGACAAGUAUGAGAGUGCCUUAGAAGAUCUUCAUGCCAGACAUCACUGGAGUAGAAUCAAGUACCAGAAUGUAGAUGGAAAACAGCUUCCUCAAGAUCCAAUUGGCCACCCCAUCAUGCACCUGUCUGGUAUGAAGCAUGCCACGGGAGAAGCCAUUUACUGCGAUGACAUGCCUGCCAUGGACCGGGAACUUUUCUUGACUUUUGUAACUAGUUCAAGAGCUCAUGCUAAGAUUGUGUCCAUUGACCUAUCAGAAGCUUUUAACCUGCCAGGCGUGGUGGACAUCCUAACCGAGGAACAUCUUGGCUGCAUAAAAUCUUGCUUUUUCUCUGAAUCUGAGACAUUUCUGGCAACAAAUAAGGUGUCUUGUGUGGGUCGGCUUAUCUGUGCUGUGAUCGCAGAGUCUGAGGUUCAGGCCAAACGCGCUGCCAAGCAAGUGAAGAUUGUCUACCAAGACUUGGAGCCACUGAUCCUCACAAUUGAGGAAGCUAUACAGCACAACUCUUUCUUCGAGCCAGAAAGGAAACUGGAAUAUGGAAAUGUUGAUGAAGCAUUUAAAGUGGUUGAUCAAAUUCUCGAAGGUGAAAUGCACGUGGGAGGUCAAGAACAUUUUUAUAUGGAAACCCAAAGCAUGCUUGCUGUUCCCAAAGGAGAGGACCGAGAAAUGGAUGUCUAUGUGUCCACACAGUUUCCCAAAUACAUACAGGACAUGGUUGCCUCAGCCUUGAAGCUCCCAGCCAACAAGGUCAUGUGUCAUGUGAGACGUAUUGGGGGGGCAUUUGGAGGGAAGAUACUCAAAACUGGCAUCAUGGCAGCUGUCACCGCAUUUGCUGCAAACAAACAUGGUUGUGCAGUCCGCUGCAUUCUGGAACGAGGAGAAGACAUGUUAAUAACUGGAGGCCGCCACCCUUACCUUGGAAAGUACAAAGUUGGAUUCAUGAACGAUGGCAGAAUCUUGGCCCUGGACAUGGAGCAUUAUAACAAUGGAGGCGCCAGCCUGGAUGAGUCAUUACUCGUGAUAGAAAUGGGACUUCUGAAACUGGACAACGCUUACAAGUUUCCCAACCUGCGCUGUCGGGGUAGGGCAUGCAGAACCAACCUUCCAUCGAACACAGCUUUUCGUGGAUUUGGCUUUCCUCAGGCGGGGCUGAUCACUGAAUUCUGUAUCACAGAAGUUGCAGCCAAAUGUGGUUUGUCCCCUGAGAAGGUACGAAUGAUAAACAUGUACAAGGAAAUUGAUCAAACAGCCUACAAGCAAGAGAUUAAUGCCAAGAACCUGGUCCAGUGCUGGGGAGAAUGUCUGGCCAUGUCCUCCUACUCUCAGAGGAAAGCAGCUGUGGAAAAAUUCAACUCAGAGAAUCACUGGAAGAAGAAAGGGUUGGCCAUUGUCCCCCUGAAGUAUCCUGUUGGCAUCUGCUCAGUCGCUGCUGGUCAGGCUGCUGCUCUGGUUCACAUUUACUUAGAUGGUUCUGUGCUGGUCACUCAUGGUGGCAUUGAAAUGGGGCAGGGUGUGCACACUAAAAUGAUCCAGGUGGUCAGCCGUGAAUUAAGAAUGCCAAUGUCGAAUAUCCAUCUGCGUGGGACAAGCACAGAAACUGUGCCUAACGCAAACUGCUCCGGAGGGUCUGUGGUGGCAGAUUUCAACGGGUUGGCAAUAAAGGAUGCUUGUCAAACUCUUCUAAAACGCCUUGAACCCAUCAUCAGCAAGAAUCCUCGAGGAACUUGGAAGGAUUGGGCGGAGACUGCCUUUGAGGAAAGCAUUAGUCUCUCGGCUAUUGGCUACUUCAGGGGUUACGAGGCCGACAUGAAUUGGGAGAAAGGUGAAGGUCAUCCCUUCGAAUACUUUGUUUAUGGCGCUGCCUGUUCUGAGGUUGAAAUAGACUGCCUGACAGGGGAUCAUAAGAACCUCAGAACAGACAUUGUCAUGGAUAUUGGCCGCAGUAUAAACCCAGCCCUGGACAUAGGCCAGAUUGAAGGUGCAUUUAUUCAAGGCAUGGGCCUUUAUACGCUAGAGGAACUGGAUUAUUCUCCUCAUGGCAUUCUGUACACUCGUGGUCCAAACCAGUAUAAAAUUCCUGCCAUCUGUGACGUCCCCACAGAAUUUCACAUUUCUUUGUUGCCUCCGUCUCAAAACUCAAACAACCUGUAUUCAUCUAAGGGUCUAGGGGAGUCUGGAGUGUUCCUGGGCUGCUCCGUGUUUUUCGCUCUCCAGGAUGCAGUGAGCGCAGCUCGGCAGGAGAGAGGUCUAUCUGGGCCACUGAGGCUCAGUAGUCCACUGACCCCAGAGAAGAUUAGGAUGGCCUGCGAAGACAGGUUCACAAAAAUGAUUCCAAGAGAUGAACCAGGAUCCUAUGUUCCCUGGAACGUACCCAUAUGAAUCAAAUACAAGCUUCUGGACAAAAUGGGGUGACUCUUCCCACAUGGCAAUCU